CUCUUUAACAUAAACAUUUACAGUUAUUUGAUAUUGUGCAUCAAUACAAAAUUUAUAUUAAACUUUUAAUGUAAUAUUUCACACCAAAGUCUACCAGAGUUUUACGACAAGGAACUGCCGCACGCAACCUUUAGGUUAAUAGGGCCACAACCUCGCGCAUGCGCAGUAGUGCGAGCACAAGCGCUUCCUGCUCGCUGAAGAAACGCGUGAAGCUUGAGAGCAGUUCCACUCUGACAGUAAACAGAGCAUUAGGACGUCUGAUUUAGGAUGCAAGCAGUUGGAAAACCCAUGAAGAUUUACUCGACGAGGCGCAUCCCUCCGGAGGGGAUGGAGAUCCUGUCAGCGGCCGGAGUGUGUGAGGUGUCCCUGUGGGACUCAGAUGAACCCGUGCCCAGGUCAGAUCUCCUCAGAGGCGUGCAGGGCGCUCAUGGGCUCCUGUGUCUGCUGUCAGACAAGGUCGACGCAGAGGUUCUGGAUGCUGCAGGGCCCAACUUGAAAGUAAUCAGCACGCUGUCCGUGGGGUUUGACCACCUGGCUAUUGAUGAAAUCAAGAAACGAGGAAUUCGUGUCGGAUACACUCCAGAUGUGCUGACUGAUGCCACAGCAGAACUGACUGUGGCUCUGCUGCUAGCGACCGCUCGCAGACUGCCAGAGGGAGUGGACGAGGUCAAGAACGGUGGCUGGAGCUCGUGGAAGCCUCUGUGGUUGUGUGGUUAUGGUCUUUCCGGCAGCACAGUAGGAGUCAUCGGGCUGGGACGCAUUGGUUUGGCCAUUGCGAAGAGACUGGUGCCCUUUGGAGUAAAGAAGCUGCUGUACUCUGGCAGAUCAUCCAAAUCCUACGCUGCGGAGGUCAAUGGAGAGUUUGUACCCCUGGACACGCUCGUGUCCGAGAGCGACUUCAUAGUCGUUUCCUGCUCCCUGACACCAGAAACCCAGGGUCUGUGUGACAAGGCUUUCUUCAGCAAGAUGAAAAACACAGCGGUUUUCAUCAACACCAGCAGAGGGGCUGUGGUGAACCAGGAGGAUUUGUACGAGGCUCUGAGCGGCGGACACAUAGCAGCAGCUGGACUGGAUGUCACAACGCCGGAGCCGCUCCCUACAAACCACCCUCUUCUCACUCUGAAGAACUGCGUGGUGUUGCCGCACAUCGGCAGCGCCACCUACUCCACCAGAGGCGUCAUGUCAGCACUGGCAGCGCGAAACCUGCUGGCCGGGCUGCAAGGCGCCGACAUGCCCAGUGAGCUCCGCCUGUAGAGCCCGGAGCUGAGCCGGCAGACGGUCCAGAAUCUCAUGGAGGCAGCGUGAAGCAGAGAAGUACUGGUGCUGUCACUGUCGAACGGAAUUGCACUUUAAAGACAAUGUAUGUUUUUGAGGAAGUAAAGUGGGUGUGUACGUGAACUUUUUAGUAGUUCAAGUUCAAAAAGCACAAAACAAAAGCAACAGUGGACGCUUCACUUUCUAAAUCCUAUUGUAUUAAAAAAUUACAGGUGAACUGUAAAAUCAUUUAAAAUGACUCCUUCAAAACAUGUUAAAUCUGAUGUUGUGCCUAAUACUUUACAUUACUAAUGUUAACACUCCCCCUCGUUUAAUAAAAACCGUGCAACACUC
Messenger RNA from Betta splendens (Siamese fighting fish), 1608 nucleotides. RefSeq names its product glyoxylate reductase/hydroxypyruvate reductase a (gene grhpra). Gene Ontology annotation, cellular component: cytosol. Bases 268 to 1254 code for a protein of 328 amino acids. Gene Ontology annotation, molecular function: glyoxylate reductase (NADPH) activity; NAD binding; hydroxypyruvate reductase [NAD(P)H] activity. Lineage: Eukaryota; Metazoa; Chordata; Actinopteri; Anabantiformes; Osphronemidae. The record is from RefSeq and is a predicted model, not a curated record. The transcript is spliced from 9 exons.